AUGCCACGUGGCAAUAGUAGAAAAAAUUUAAAUGAGUGGGCUAACGUCAGCCCCAAACUCGGGCUCGCGCUCGGGUUGAACUCCCCCUCGGCCAGCCCAAGUUCACGGGCCUCACCUCCUGCCCGGGCAAACCUUUGCUGCUGGAAACGUAAUUUGGGCUCAAAACGCCCCAGCCCGCCUCCUGGCUUCUCUGCUGGAACUGCUCUGAGGAGUUGGGCUGAUUGA
Molecule: messenger RNA, 225 nt
Organism: Prunus armeniaca (apricot)
Lineage: Eukaryota; Viridiplantae; Streptophyta; Magnoliopsida; Rosales; Rosaceae
Source: the annotation of a GenBank genome assembly